Syngnathus typhle (broad-nosed pipefish) is the source of this 2154-nucleotide messenger RNA. It is a transcript of the gene plbd2, whose product is annotated as phospholipase B domain containing 2. The transcript has 12 exons. Gene Ontology annotation, cellular component: extracellular region. The record is from RefSeq and is a predicted model, not a curated record. Gene Ontology annotation, molecular function: glycerophospholipase activity. Lineage: Eukaryota; Metazoa; Chordata; Actinopteri; Syngnathiformes; Syngnathidae. Gene Ontology annotation, biological process: phospholipid catabolic process. Bases 45 to 1730 code for a protein of 561 amino acids.
UCACGUGAUAACUUCGUCACAUCAUAUGACUUAUUCGUGAAAACAUGGCCCACAGCUCGGCAGAGAUGUCUUUUAUGUGUAGGUUUAUCUCGUUUUUUGUGAUUAGUUGUGUGUUACUCACUGACGUUGUUGUAGCUGAAGUGCGAACGGCGGUGAUUGACAAAAACACGGGGCAAUUGUCUCUCCUCGAGGGUUUUAGAAAAGAUUUUGUGGCGUGGGCCAACUUCACCGACGACAUUGAAACCUCAGGAUGGUCGUUCUUGGAGGUGACCACUAGCAGUCAAUACAAUGACAGCAUCCAGGCGUAUGCUGCUGGAGCUGUGGAGGCUGCAGUAACUUCUCAGCUUAUCUACAAGCACUGGAUGAACACGCUCAUGGGUUAUUGUGGACCAUUCUCGAAAGAUUCUGGUUACUGUGAUCGCCUUAAGACUUUUAUCACUACUAACCUGCAGUGGAUUCAGGAGCAAACUGAAAAGGAGCCUAAUUCACCUUACUGGUACCAGGUUCGACUGGCUCUUCUUCAGCUCAAAGGUCUGGAGGACAGUUACAAUGAACAACUGUCAUUUCCUCCUGGCCCAAUAUCCUUUGACCCAUUUGGUUUCCUACUCUUCCAAAUGGGCGGAGAUCUGGAGGAUUUGGAAUCAGCUCUGAAUAAAUCCAGCUUGACUCAACCACUGGGAUCCGGCUCGUGCUCCGCUCUCAUUAAGCUGCUCCCAAACAAUAAGGAUCUACUGGUGUCACAUGACACCUGGAACACCUACCAGUCAAUGUUGCGCAUCAUGAAGAAAUACUCCUUUGCCUUCAAAGUUUCACCCUCAAACAAUCUUAUACUCCCUGGACGGAUCCAGGCAUUCUCCUCCUAUCCUGGAUCGAUUUUUUCUGGAGAUGACUUUUACAUCCUCAGUAGUGGCUUGGUUACCCAGGAAACAACUAUUGGAAACAGCAACCCUGCUUUGUGGAAGUUUGUUCAACCCACAGGCACAGUGAUGGAAUGGCUCAGGAAUAUUGUGGCGAAUCGUUUGGCAGUGACCGCUACUGCUUGGGCGGAGGUGUUCAGCCAGUACAACAGCGGCACGUAUAACAACCAGUGGAUGAUUGUGGACUAUAACAACUUCACUCCAGGGAAGACCAACAUCAUGAAGGACCUGUUUGUCGUAUUAGAGCAGAUUCCGGGUAAAAUAAUUUUUAUGGAUAAAACUGAAGAAUUGCUACAGAAAGGAUACUGGGCAAGUUACAACAUACCAUACUAUGAGGAGAUAUUUAAUGCAAGCGGCUGCAAUGAGUUGGUGAAAAAGUUUGGUCCGUGGUUCUCCCUGGACCAAAAUCCCCGGGCUCAGAUAUUCAAGAGAGACCAGAAAAACAUUACAGACGUUGCCUCCAUGAUGCGCCUCAUGAGAUAUAAUAACUUCAAGGAAGACCCCUUGUCACAAUGCCAAGAUUGCAAUCCACCCAAAAAUGGAGAGAACGCCAUCUCAGCUCGCUCCGAUCUAAAUCCAGCAAAUGGCACUUAUCCAUUUGGCGCCUUAGGGCAAAGGGCCCAUGGAGGAACGGACAUGAAGAUGACCUCCUAUGGAAUGUUUCGGCGUUAUGAGAUGCUGGCCGUAAGUGGGCCAACUUGGGACCAAGUGCCACCCUUCCAAUGGAGCACUUCUCCAUACAAAGACCUGCUGCACAUGGGCCAACCCGAUAUUAUGGCAUUUAAGCCUGUUAAAGUGACCUGGACAUCUUGAUAGCAAUAAUGUUUUGCAUAAAAGAAAGAUAGUGGGGUGGAAGUGCUGUGGAGGUUUUGAGAAAGGGAAACAACACGAUGCAAAUGGUUUCUUGGAAAUAGGGUGCAGAUUAUAUUCUGUACAAUGAUUAUAUUCUGGAUUUUCUGUUUAUUUUUUUGCUCAGUAAAACCACAUAAGGGAGAUUUUGAAUGUGAGGAAUUAUGAAAAACAAACGAAUUUGUUUUAUGUCUGAUCAUGAAUGAGUACAUUAGUAUUGUUUGACACAUUUUAAUGUGAUUGUAAUGUGCAUCUUACAUUUUUUAAACUAUUUUCUAAAUUAACUAUCAUCAUUUCUUUGUGAUUUGAGAAUUUCUACUUCACAUUCAAUCUAUGAAAUAUGUUCCGAACAAAUAUACGUAUCCUUCGAAUAAAAACAUCAAAGUUU